Molecule: messenger RNA, 2653 nt
Organism: Arabidopsis lyrata subsp. lyrata
Lineage: Eukaryota; Viridiplantae; Streptophyta; Magnoliopsida; Brassicales; Brassicaceae
Product: putative pentatricopeptide repeat-containing protein At1g09680
Exons: 2
Coding region: 194-2017 (607 amino acids)
Molecular function (GO): protein binding
Source: RefSeq, a predicted model, not a curated record
UUUCCAAUUGCAUCUUAUCACAACAUUCUUCCUCGAUUAGCUUCACAUGAUAAAUACAUUGAACCGAAAAACUAGACGCUAACCGUUGCGAACCGGCCUCGCAGAAGUCCGGUUACUUAAUAACCCGACUUUUUCAUUCAAAAGUCACUCGAAAUAGCCGGCGCCGGCGAAAUUGAGAGUCAAAGAGUCAGAUAUGUUCAGAAUCGAAAUUCUAAGAAGCACACUCUCUCGAUCUCACCCACAGAGAUUUUCUCGUGUAUCGUCGUCCCUCUUAUCGACAUGGUACUCUCCAGAAUCUAUCUCAGCAGACGACAACAAUGACCCAGUUCUUGUCAAACUCUCGGUUGCCAUCAGAGAUUCUUACAAGGAUCCGCCAUUGGAAUUCUCUUCGUUCGCUGCCUGCUCUUCUAUCAGAAACGUCCUGCCUUCGCUCAGCGUUCGCCAUGUUGUUGAUCUCAUCAACCGUAACCCUCUCUCCCUCCCACACCGUUCUAUCUUCGCUUUCUUCAAAUUCAUCUCAUCUCAGCCUGAAUUUCGUUUUACCGUUGAGACUUACUUCGUCAUGGCUCGUUUUCUUGCUAUUCACGAAAUGUUCGUGGAAGCACAGUCACUUAUCGAGCUCGUCGUCUCUCGUAAAGGCAAAAACUCGGCUUCUUCAGUUUUCAUCUCUUUGGUAGAAAUGAGAGGAACACCUAUGUGUGAUUUCCUUGUUGAUGCUUUGAUGAUUACGUACAUGGAUCUAGGAUUCAUACCCGAUGUUAUUCAAUGUUUUAGGCUAUCUCGGAAGCAUAAUUUCGUUGUUCCAAUUCGUGGCUGUGGCAAUUUGCUUGAUCGGAUGAUGAAGCUGAAUCCAACUGGGACUGUUUGGGGAUUUUAUAUGGAGAUUUUGGAUGCUGGGUUUCCCUUGAAUGUGUACGUUUUCAAUAUUUUGAUGAACAAAUUUUGUAAAGAAGGCAAUAUAUGUGAUGCCCAGAAGGUGUUCGACGAAAUUACUAAAAGGAGUUUGCGGCCUACAGUGGUUAGUUUCAACACUUUGAUAAAUGGGUAUUGUAAAGUGGGAAACUUGGAUGUAGGGUUCAGGCUUAAACAUCAUAUGGAGAAAAGCAGAACACGUCCAGAUGUUUUCACCUAUAGUGCCUUGAUUAAUGCACUGUGUAAGGAGAACAAAAUGGACGGAGCACAUCGCCUGUUUUAUGAGAUGUGUGAGAGAGGGUUGAUCCCAAAUGAUGUUAUUUUCACUACUUUGAUUCAUGGUCAUAGUAGGAAUGGACAGAUUGACUUAAUGAAAGAAAGUUAUCAGAAGAUGUUAAGUAAGGGUCUUCAGCCUGAUAUUGUUUUAUAUAAUACUUUAGUAAAUGGCUUUUGCAAGAACGGGGAUUUGGUGGCCGCAAGGAAUAUAGUUGAUGGGAUGAUCCGUAGAGGUCUGAGGCCUGACAAAGUUACAUAUACGACUCUUAUAGAUGGAUUUUGUAGAGGAGGAGAUGUAGACACAGCUUUGGAGAUAAGGAAGGAAAUGGAUCAGAAUGGGAUAGAACUUGAUAGGGUGGGUUUCUCAGCUCUUAUUUGUGGAAUGUGCAAAGAAGGAAGAGUCAUUGAUGCUGAAAGAGCUUUGAGAGAGAUGCUGCGAGCUGGUAUGAAGCCGGAUGAUGUAACCUAUACAAUGAUGAUGGAUGCAUUCUGUAAGAAAGGUGAUGCUCAAACCGGUUUCAAAUUGCUUAAGGAAAUGCAGAGUGAUGGGCAUAUUCCUAACGUUGUGACGUAUAAUGUUCUACUGAAUGGACUAUGCAAAUUGGGACAAAUGAAGAAUGCUGACAUGUUGCUAGAUGCCAUGCUUAAUGUAGGGGUUGUUCCGGAUGACAUCACAUACAACACCCUAUUGGAAGGUCACCAUAGACAUGCAAAUGCAUCGAAGCAUUAUAAACAAAAACCUGAGAUAGGGAUUGUAGCUGACUUGGCUUCUUACAAAUCACUAGUCAAUGAGCUCUAUAGAGCUUCAAAAGAUCACCGGAACAGAUAACAUCCGACUGUUUGUGUCUGGAUAUACGGCCUAAAUUUUUUAAUUAAUCACCAGAGGUCGUUUCCUUACCAUUGAAUUUAUGGGUGCAGGCGAUUGCCAAUUAGAAGCAAUCACAUCCUAAGUUGUUCGGUCAGCUAGAGAAUCAUGAUAACUGAUCUUUAAGGUUGCUGUUGUUUGAUUGAUCAUUGCAAACACCUGAUAUGCUUCGGAGUUGAAUAGUGAUAGACAAUGCUGGUAGUUUUGGUAAAGAUAUAUACUGUGUUACUAUUUGAGUUUCUGCUUCUAUUUCUUGGCUAACAAUAACUGAACCUCCCUAUAUUUGACAUUGAUUCGGUAUAUGACAUUUUUCCUCUAGGCUCUAAAGGAAAGCUUGCAUGUGGCUGUCAACUACUACUCUGAUGAUUGAGAAACUAUAAUGCUUCCAGUUUAUCUGUUGCGAAACACGACUUUGCGAGCCAUUAUGACCACUUAAGGUGAGGCCACAAUGACUCCGCUCACCAUUUGAUCUAUGUAUAUGCCUUUUAAAUGUUCCAUAUCGCAUAUAGACUUGUAAAAACGUUGGUUGUUAUGUUAGUUACUAUGUAUAACAAUGUAUCACUCUUGGUCAAUAAAAUUGUUGAGUAUGAGUUCUUCUUU